CGAGUCCAGCCAUGUCCUACCUGGGCCUCCUGCUCCUGCUCUGGCUGCUGGCACCACCGCGACCGUGCCCUGCCUCGCAGGCCCCCCUGCACCCCCACGACGACGAGGCCACUGUGGCUGACCUUGUCCUCUCGGCGCUGGAGAGGGCCACCUCCUUCCUGAGGAGACGCCUGAGGGAGAUCAACCUGGACGGCGUGCUGGGCUUCCGGGUGCUGGAAGUGCAGCUCGAAGGUGUCCGUGAGAAGUGGGCCCGGGACCCGGGGAUGCAGCCACUAGGCCUGCGCGCAGAGAAGCUGGCCGAGGAGCUGUCGGGGCUGCUGCAGGGGUCCACACGCCACCUGGAGCACAUCGAUGCCCAGUACCUGAGAGAGUUCCGGCCAACCAUCCUGCCCGGCUUCUGGAGGCUGCCGCGCGUCUGGACGCUCACCAACGCCUCCCUGGUGUACCCCACUCUCGAGGGCGAGGACUCGUUCUCGGAGGAACAGAGCGACAAAUGCCUGGCGCAGCUGCUGGGGACCUGGGUGGACAGCAGCCAGCCCUGCGCACUCUCGGAAGCCUGCGCCUCACUCAUGACCAGGCCCGGCUGCACGGGCUAUGCCCUCUCGCACCAGCUGCUCUUCUUCCUCAUGGCCAGGAUGAUGGGCUGCACCGCCGGGGUGUUCGGCCACAGCCAGCACUACAUGGACCGCUUCUGCGCCAACAUGCUGCUUGUCAACCGCAGGGUGGAGGCGGGGGGAUACCCCCCCAUCGCCCGGGAUAUCUUCUGCGAGAACAUCAUGUUCUGCGGGAUCAGUGGCUUCCUGGACUUCUACAAGCCCAGGUGGCUGGAGGCCAUCCUCAGCUGGCAGCUGGCCCCGGAAGGCUGCUUCGGCAGGACUGAGGAAGGGGCGGCCGCCUCCCUGCGCAGCCGGGCCCGGCGCCACUCUCUGAGACGCGUGAAGCGGAGGGACAGACAAUUCACAGACGGCUGCUCCUCCCACAACACGGCUGUGGCCGUCGCGGCACUGGGCGGCUUCCUCUACAUCCUGGCGGAGCGUCCCCCUGCUCCCGGCCGCUGA
This is a messenger RNA of Sorex fumeus (smoky shrew), 1058 nucleotides long. It is a transcript of the gene CUNH16orf89, whose product is annotated as chromosome unknown C16orf89 homolog. The record is from RefSeq and is a predicted model, not a curated record. The transcript is spliced from 8 exons. Bases 12 to 1058 code for a protein of 348 amino acids. Lineage: Eukaryota; Metazoa; Chordata; Mammalia; Eulipotyphla; Soricidae. Gene Ontology annotation, cellular component: cytosol; membrane.